Molecule: messenger RNA, 753 nt
Organism: Entrophospora candida
Lineage: Eukaryota; Fungi; Glomeromycota; Glomeromycetes; Entrophosporales; Entrophosporaceae
Source: the annotation of a GenBank genome assembly
AAUUUGAUCCCUCUAGAUCUACUACUGCAGUAUUUGAGGAUCUCAUGCAUGAAUCUAAAAAAAUACAGGAACAAAUUGCUAAAUAUUUUACUCAUGGACGCCAUAGGAAUAUAUCCCCAAUAUAUAUUUCCCAAAGGUUCUUUGGAAUUGAUAAAACAAUUCGGGAUAAUGCUUCUUAUAUUUCACUUCAUAGAGGAGGUGGGAAUUUAUAUGAUAUUAAAAACAUUAUUAGUCGAUAUACAGAGUAUUCAGAUCAUCUAGCACCAAUCAUAGAUGAUCUAACAUUGAAACAAGAAUUUAUUGUAUUUGAUCUUAGAAGAUCCAAGAAUGAUCCACUAUCAAUCAGAGUUCGAUGGGACAAACCAUUGGAAACCAAAAAUUCUGUAAAUAUUAUUCAAUCAAUAUCUCAGAGUAAAUUUAGUAUUGCUGGUCAAGAAGCUAUAUCUCAAGCAAAAAAAGAAAAUCGCCUAGUAAAGUUUGCUAGAAAUAUGCCAUCCCCAAAUAAACGCAAAGAAUUAUUAUCAGAAGGUAUCCAAGCCAAAAAUAGUGAUACAUGGGCCAGACUUGUUUAUCGAGAAGCUUUUAAUAUAAAAGAUAAAGAUCUUGGUCCUGGAUGGCUCAAUUUUAUUCAGAAAGUUAAGGAGAAUAUAGAGUAUCCAUCUCCUAUAGUCUUGGAAAAAAACUCUCAAUUAUUGCGCUAUAAAGAUCUUUUGGAUUCAAGGCCACUGGAUGAAAAAAAAUAUAUAGAGGGAU